Molecule: messenger RNA, 519 nt
Organism: Alternaria atra
Lineage: Eukaryota; Fungi; Ascomycota; Dothideomycetes; Pleosporales; Pleosporaceae
Exons: 3
Coding region: 1-519 (172 amino acids)
Source: RefSeq, a predicted model, not a curated record
AUGCUGAAGCUGCAGAUCACUUCCAAAAAAAAAGUGACAUUGGUGCUGGCGUAUGGUCUGGGUCUACUGGCACUUGCUUGCUCAAUCAUAAGGCUGCGAAAUAUCGUUCACUUUAAUGGUGAAGGUGACUUCACUUAUGUUGCAUCAAUGGUCCCAGUGUGGGGAGCGGUCGAAUGCAAUGCCGGCAUUGUUUGCGCGUCAUUUCCGUUCAUCCUACCACUUAUCAAGUGGAUGAGUGGCUCUGUGGUUGCAAGCGCAUCCGGCUCAUGCCCGAACCCCAUAUCAGGAGCAGGUCACGAGCUCCGUCGAACCGAUAAGAAGAGCUGGCAAAUGAACUCUACGCGCCUGUCAGAUUGGCAUCGAAUGCCUUCUGAAUCCACAGAAAACAUCAGAAAUGAUCACGAGUUUGUGUUCGAAUCCCCAGAAGAGACGAUGCGAUCUGACAAGGAGCAUGUCGGCAAGCUUGUUGAGCAGCGUGAGCUGCAAAAGGAUGAAGAACGGGAUCUGUACUUAGGCUGA